Messenger RNA from Zingiber officinale, 4120 nucleotides. Its product is annotated as probable leucine-rich repeat receptor-like protein kinase At1g35710. The record is from RefSeq and is a predicted model, not a curated record. Bases 653 to 3973 code for a protein of 1106 amino acids. Gene Ontology annotation, cellular component: plasma membrane. NCBI's taxonomy places the organism in Eukaryota, Viridiplantae, Streptophyta, Magnoliopsida, Zingiberales, Zingiberaceae. The transcript has 2 exons. Gene Ontology annotation, biological process: protein phosphorylation; hormone-mediated signaling pathway. Gene Ontology annotation, molecular function: protein binding; protein kinase activity; ATP binding.
GCUGAUGCAUGAGCCUAUGCAUUGAUGACACAAUCAUAUGCUUGACUAAGAACAAGCACGGCAACAGAUGGCGCAUGUGUGCAGAUUAAUACAGAUGCAUUGCAUCCAUUCAAUUCUAUGCCUUCCUUGUCCUUCUCCACUGUUCGCAAUAAUAAUUCCCUUAUCUCGUAUGGUUUUUUCUGCUUGUAAACUUUGAAAUUUGGCGCGUUCUCUUCUCGGUGGUCAUGGAGGGAAAAGGAAAUGAGAUGACUCUCUAGAUAGCAAUUUUGUGAUGGCAACUAAGUUGUCAUUUACAAUAACAUUGUUUCGAGCUAAAGCACUGGGGUUGUUGCAAUCCUAUUGAAGGGCCGUUUGGCCAAAUCCAUUCCGUGCGUUUGAAGCCCAUUAAGGGCCCGACUUGAGCCCAACAGAGGCUUUCCCUUUCUCAGUGUAUACACAGCAGAGGCUCUGGUUUUCUGCGCUGAUAGGAACUCCAACCAUGGAAUCCAUGGAAAUUCAAACCUCAUGCCGUUUACUCUGCGUUGAAAGGUCUGCAUCCAUGGCGUCGAUCACACGCAUGUCGUCGACCCUUUCCUGGCUACUUUGUAUGACUGAUUUCUCAACAAUUUUCUCUUGUUUUGAGUCGAAGUUUUCAAUCAAAUAGAUUGCAGCAAUGGCGUCUCAAUUGCGGUUUCUCUUCGUCGUCACCGUGCUGCACUUGUUCUUCCUCCUUCUCCAUGCAGGAUCGCUGGGUUCCCAAGCAAGGGCGCUGCUCCGGUGGAAGUCCACCCUAGGCGGCCACCACCAUUCCCUCCUCCGUUCGUGGAACCUCGCGCAGUCCUCUCCCUGCAACUGGACAGGGGUUACCUGCCGCCUCACCCGCAGAGAUCGCCGGCCGGUGAUCGUCGGGCUACAGUUGUCUGGUAUGUCCCUCGACGGUUCACUCCACGCUUUAAACUUCUCGCAGCUUGGGUCGUGGCUUGCGCACCUCAACCUCACUCACAACCACCUCGGCGGCAGCCUUCCUCCGGCCAUUGCGGCCCUCUCCGGGCUCGUGUCGCUCGACCUCGCAUUCAACCAACUGAGCGGUGACAUCCCCGGCGAGAUUGGCUCCAUGAGGAGGCUCCGGGUCUUGAGCCUCAGACACAAUCUAUUAGUCGGCCCUUUGCCUCCGUCGUUGAGUAACCUCACUGAGCUCGUGCAAUUGCUCCUGGGCGAAAACAACUUGGCGGGUGCAAUUCCUGAAGGCUUGGGGAGACUCCACGAGCUCGCAGUGCUCGGCCUAGCUGACAACAACUUCUCCGGCUCCAUACCUUCCUCUUUAUCCAACUUGACGAAACUCUACUUCUUGCGCCUUCAGCAGAAUCACUUAACUGGAUUCAUCCCCCAUGAACUUGGAAACUUGAUCCGCCUUGAAUUCCUCUCCAUCUCGGACAACAAGCUAACUGGCACGCUCAAUCCAUCCUUGGGCAAUCUGACCAAGUUGCAAUCUCUGUUUCUAGUCACAAAUGAGUUAGCCGGCUCCAUUCCGCCGGAGUUCGGUGAGCUCAUCGAGAUCACCGGACUUUCUCUCUCGAGCAACCUUUUAACCGGCGGCAUCCCCUCUGCUCUUGGAAAUUUGACAAAGUUGAAGGUAGUUUAUCUCUGGAACAAUAGCUUGUCAGGCUCUAUCCCUCGUGAGAUUGGAAAUCUGAUUGGUCUUUCCAUUCUUGAUCUCUCGGAGAAUCUGUUAGCAGGCUCAGUUCCUUCCAGCCUUGGAAAAUUGACCCAACUAGAAAGCAUGUUACUGGCGGACAACCACCUCUCCGGGCAAAUUCCGGCCAGUUUUGGGAAUCUCACCAAGCUCACAACCUUAGCUCUCCAGCAAAACCACCUCUCUGCUUCAGUCCCUCCCUCACUUGGCAACUUAAGGAACCUUACUGACCUACGCUUGUUCAUCAAUCAAUUAUCUGGCCCUUUGCCUCCUGAAUUCAACAACAUCACGGGAUUUACAGCACUUAUGUUGUCAGGUAACAACUUCACUGGACAUUUGCCUCCAAAUCUAUGCCGAGGAGCCUUGCAAUACCUCGCUCUCAGUGACAAUAGCUUCGGGGGUCCCCUUCCUGCCACUUUGAAAGAUUGCACAAGCUUAUUAAUUGUCUCUCUUGACCACAACCAGCUCACAGACAAUGUAUCAGAAAGCCUGGGAGUGUAUCCACAUCUUUCCUACAUGGAUUUGAGUUUCAACAGAUUUUCUGGCACAUUGUCACCAAAAAUUGGAGAAUGGCACAACUUGACAUUCUUGAGCAUCUCAAACAACAAAAUCACAGGUGCCAUACCAGAAGAGUUUGGACAGUUGACACAACUGCAAGAUUUGGAUGCUUCUUCCAACUCACUGCGAGGAGAGAUUCCGAAGAGCUUGGGUACCUUAACUCUACUCUUCAAAAUGAACUUCAGUGAUAAUAAUCUUGUCGGAGAGCUACCACAGGAGUUUGGAAUGAUGUCUAAUCUUGAAGUACUUGAUAUGUCAAGCAAUAAUUUGACAGGAACAAUACCUUAUCAAAUCGGAAGUUGCUCGAAACUCCGUUUGCUGAAGCUAGACCAAAACAAUUUCAGCGGUAGAAUUCCUGCAGAGAUUGGCAAUCUGGUGAAUCUUCAGAACGAGCUUGAUAUCAGUCAGAACGCACUCACAGGGGAGAUGCCAUCACAGUUUGGCAAACUGAAGAUGCUGCAAAAUUUGAAUCUCUCACACAAUCGCUUGGGGGGCAGCCUUUCAUCUUCCUUAGCCGACAUGGUUAGCUUAUCGACUAUCGACUUGUCAUACAAUGGAUUUGGAGGGCCUGUUCCUGAUAUCGAGAUUUUCAGAAAUGCUCCGGUACAGUGGUUUUUACAAAACAAAGAUUUGUGUGGCGUAGUGAAAGGUUUGCCUCCUUGUGCUUCAUCUGCUACCACAAGAGAGGAUCGGGGGCAACAGUAUAGAGUUAUCAUUGCAAUUAUUCUUCCUUCUGCGGCCGUCUUGUUCUUCCUACUGACGAUUGUUAGCUUCGUAUUACAUCGAAAAAGGAAGGAAUCACAUAUGAACUCUGAUGUAAAUAAUCAUCACAAUGAAGUAUUCAGUAUAAUGAAUUUUGAUGGUCAGUAUGCUUACAAGGAGAUCCUUGAAGCCACAGAAGAUUUCAGUGACAGAUUAUGUAUUGGUACUGGGGCAAAUGGCACUGUGUAUAAGGCAAAGCUACCAAGUGGUGAGAUCCUUGCAGUGAAGAAGCUUCACUUAGAGGAAAAUGAAAGUGUUUUCAGCCACAAAAGCUUCGAAAAUGAAAUCAGUGCUCUCACUCAAAUUCGACAUCGAAAUAUAGUCAAGUUUUAUGGGUUCUGCUCCUCCUCGCAGCAUAAGUUUCUGGUGUACGAGUACCUGGAGAAAGGAAGUCUGCAGUGCAUCCUUCAAAGUGAAUCAGCAACUGAAUUGGAUUGGGAAAAGAGAGUUAACAUCAUCAAAGAUAUAGCUCGUGCCCUGUGCUACAUGCAUCACGAUUGUGCCCUGCCCAUUGUUCAUCGAGACAUAACGAGCAGCAACAUUCUACUGAACUCAGAGUUCAAGGCGUGCGUUUCUGACUUUGGAAUUGCUAAAUUUCUGAAGACAGAUUCAUCAAACUGGAGCAUGAUUGUUGGCACACAUGGUUACAUGGCACCAGAGCUUGCUUACACAAUGAGAGUAACUACAAAGUGUGAUGUCUAUAGCUUUGGCAUGGUCGCACUCGAGGUGUUGAUGGGAACUUAUCCAGGGAGUUUUGUUUCUAUGCUUUCAUCUUCUUCGCCUAGCGGAUCAACUUUGGUGAAAGAUAUGUUAGACCAUCGCUUGACGCUUCCUGUAGAUCGAGUUGCAACGCAAAUAGCUAAAAUUUUAACAUUGGCAUUUCGGUGCGUGAAUAACCAAUCGAAGAAUCGGCCAACAAUGAAGGAGGUUAAUGAAGAAUUAAAUUACAAUCUUUGGAUGCACUCAAAUGGUGUGAAUUGAUGGACAUAGAAAUAUGAUGUUGCAAAUUGUUUAUAGGAAGAAUUAUGUUAUCAUCCACUCAACUACUAUUUUGACAGUUCUUCAUGUGGGAAGAAAAAAAAUAGUAAUAUGCAAUUGUAAGGAACUAUGUUAAAGAGAACCAUCCAA